GCGGAGCAAUUAUUUUUUUGGGAGCGCAGCUUUACGCUAUUAGAGCUCGCUAUAUAGUAGUUUGGAAAGCUGCAGUCCAGCGAGUGCCAGCGCUGCCAGCACGCUAGUCGACGCCGCAUUGCGCCGCCCCCCGGCAUCUCGGUUCCUACAGCAGGCUAGAACUUGACGCUAGCCGACGCGUCGUGCGCCCCCAGCAGCUCCAUAGCCGAGCACCAGCGACGGCGCCCGUCCUCCGCAAGCGCAUGCAACGGGCCGUCCCGGCGGCGCCGGUCGCGACGCCCGAGAGCCAGAGCCGCCCCAAGAUGAAGCAACCAGCCGCCGAAAAGACGAAGCUGCCCACGACGUUGGUAGCGGCGUUGCUCUGCGCUUUUUCGGUCACGCAAGCGCUCGCGGCCAUCGCGUCGAAAGGCGGCCAGCGAGAGUACCCCUACAAGGUCGUCGCGUCCACAUUAUUAUCCGAAACCUUCAAGAUCGUGUGUUCAGCAUUUUUUCUCAUGAGAGAGUUAUCAACUCUAAACGAAAUAGACCGGAAACGAGCGUUGCAGUGCACGGCCGCUUCCGUAGCGACGGCCGCCGUGCCGGGCGUCGCGUACCAAGUGCUCAACAACCUGAAUUUUGUUACUUUAUAUUAUGUCGACGCGCCGACGUUUCAGAUCCUCGGGAAUUUGAAGAUCGUCGCGACGGGCUUGGCGGGUCAAGUUUUACUAUCAAGGAAAUUAUCUAGAGGAAAAUGGCUCGCCCUGACACUACUCACGAUCGGCGCCGCGGUGUCGCAAUUAACGUCGACUUCGGAUCAUUUGUUCGAAGGGGCUUUGUUCGGCUACGCGUCGGCGCUCGUCUGUGUUUUUCUAAGUGCGACGAUGGGUGUUUUUACGGAGGCCUUCAUGAAGGGCAACAAGGCGUCGAUCCACUUCCAGAACGUCCAGUUAUAUGUAUUUGGCAUCUUAGCUAAUCUAUGCGCUUUGAUCUAUCGCAACGAGAUCGGUCCUUCCGCCUCGACGUCGCUGUUUCACGGCUUCAACGGCUGGGCGUGCGUCGUGGUGGUGGCGAACGGUAGUUGUGGCCUGGCGGUGUCCUUUUUGUUGCGGUACGCUGACUCCAUCGCCAAAACGUAUGCUACCGCUCUCAGCAUCCCGGCGACGUCGUUGGCGUCCUAUAUUUGCUUCGGGUCGCCGAUUGGGGCCGCGAACGUGCUCGGUUCGGGCGUCAUGGUCAUCAGCCUGAUCUACUACUACGCCGGCGCGGCGUUGUUUGAGGGGGAGAGCUGCUAGGGCCUAAGUUAUGCUACGUAUG
This is a messenger RNA of Pelagomonas calceolata, 1293 nucleotides long. NCBI's taxonomy places the organism in Eukaryota, Pelagophyceae, Pelagomonadales, Pelagomonadaceae. The record is from the annotation of a GenBank genome assembly.